GUUUCAACUUCAUCAAGGAAAAGUCCUCCUUUGACUCCACACUGAACACAACUUAAGACGACUUUCUCUUCCCGCGGUCGGAAGUGAGGCGAUGUUGUGGAGCGGCCAUGGUCCUCGCCUCUUCGCCUUUCAGCCUCCUCCCGGCUACCCCAUUCCCAUUUCACAUUUCGCCUCCAAGUCAGCGGGAUUUCGCAACCUCUUCGACUGUGUUAUGAUCCUCGGAGACACACUUUGACCCCCAGAAGACUUCCUGGGCAAAACAAAGGGAUUAACGCUCAACUCUCACACUCUGCUUCUGAAAUGUCAAAUUCAAAGUGUUGCAUUAUGGUGGGAUGCCAUUAAAGCUCACGACCAUGGAAGCGGAGCGUGCACUAAAUGCCACAGUUAACAGCAGUACAAUGGACAUCCAACUGGUCACGCACAGUCUCUGGGAGGUGGUUACCAUAGCGACCGUGUCAGCCAUUGUCAGCCUCAUCACCAUAGUGGGGAAUAUCCUGGUGAUGCUCUCCUUUAAAGUCAACAGCCAACUAAAGACGGUGAACAAUUACUACCUGCUGAGUCUGGCGGCUGCAGACCUCAUCAUCGGCGUCUUCUCCAUGAACCUGUACACCUCUUACAUUCUGAUGGGUUACUGGGCCUUAGGGAACCUGUCCUGCGACCUGUGGUUGGCCGUGGACUACGUGGCCAGUAACGCCUCGGUCAUGAACCUGCUGGUGAUCAGUUUCGACAGGUACUUCUCCAUCAGCAGGCCUCUCACCUACAGAGCCAAACGGACUCCUAAGCGGGCUGGCAUCAUGAUAGGUUUGGCCUGGCUGGUGUCUCUCGCUUUGUGGGCACCGCCUAUCUUAUGCUGGCAAUACUUUGUAGGGAAAAGAACUGUCCCCGAGAGACAAUGCCAGAUUCAGUUUUUCUCAGAGCCCAUUAUAACAUUUGGAACAGCUAUUGCAGCGUUUUAUAUCCCCGUGUCAGUCAUGACCAUCCUCUACUGUCGGAUCUACAAAGAGACAGAAAAAAGGACCAAGGAUUUAGCAGAGCUUCAGGGAGUCAACCAGUCCACACGACCUGACGUCAGCCAGCCUCCGAUUAUCCGAUCGUGUUUUAGCUGUAAACUAAGGUCAGUGUCACAAGACCGCACUCAAGCCUCAUGGUCUUCCUCAAGCAGGAGCCAUGUUGCCAAGUCCACCGCCUCCACCAAAGAGGAGUUGUCCAAAGCUGGUCAGCUGACCACCUACAACAGCUACGCGUCCUCAGAAGAUGAAGACAGGUCUGUGUCUCCGAUGACCUCGCAGCCCCCUGGGAACCAGGUUUGUGAGGGCGGCAAGAGCACGGCGGGUAGCGAGAGCGAACAGCUGAGCAGCUUCAAUGAGGACAGCUUCUUCCAAACACCGCCCAAAAGCAACUCUCAGAGGAGUAGCAAGUGCGUGUCGUACAAGUUCAAAUCCGCGGCCAAAGAUGCCCUGGCGCCACACCAGAGCAAGAACGGCGACCCUAAAACAGCGUUCUCUUCGGCGGAAUCCGUGAGCACUCCGGCCGCCUCUUCGGCUUCUAAGGAUGUCACGCUGAAGAACCACAUGACAAAGAGGAAGAGGAUGGUCCUGAUUAAAGAGAGGAAAGCAGCUCAGACCCUCAGCGCCAUAUUGCUGGCCUUUAUCCUAACAUGGACUCCAUAUAACAUCAUGGUGCUCAUUUCCACCUUCUGCUCGGACUGCAUCCCCCUGUCGCUGUGGCACCUCGGCUACUGGUUGUGCUACGUCAACAGCACUGUCAACCCCAUGUGCUACGCCCUCUGCAACAAGACUUUCCGAAAGACCUUCCGCAUGCUUCUACUCUGCCAGUGGAAGAAGAAGCGGAUUGAGGAAAAACUCCACUGGUACGGACAAAACCCAACGGUUGGUUCCAAACUUACUUAGACGGUUUAAAAUGGCAUCAAAGUAGAUCUUCUAUGGCAGCGGUCUCCAACUACCAGGCAGCGUAGCCAUCAUUUCAGAAGUUGGGGAGACAAAUUGUUUAGAAGUCAACUUUUAUGUCUACGUAAAUAAUUAUCCUUUCACAUUCCACUGCUUCUCUCCAUAGUGGUCAAAAAACAAAAUUACCAAACUGCCAAACUCUGGUUGAAGUAAAACACAACAACGGUAAAGCAUACGUAGCCAAAAAGUUCAAUGUCCAAUGGCGACACUGAAGACACAAAUUCAUAUAUGUCUGCGUAGAUUCUCAGUCGUCCCAGUCAGAUCCGCAAAGUUUGUAUGAAGGCAACUGGACUGUUCUUGUUUGUUGACAACUCCACGCCUAAAAUUUUAGCAUUGAGGAAAUAUUUAGGAUUAAUUUAUGCCAGACCUCCCAGUUAACAUGGAUAUUUGACUUCAAAAGCCGUCAAUGGCAGUGAAUGAUGAAACGUUUUCAACUAACAAGAACAGUCCAGUUGCCUUGAUUCAACCUUUGACGGCAAAAAUUCAGAAGACCUUCAUUAUUGCCAACCUGCUUAUUGCACACAAAAUGGAAACGUGAAAU
Messenger RNA from Phyllopteryx taeniolatus (common seadragon), 2508 nucleotides. RefSeq names its product cholinergic receptor, muscarinic 5a (gene chrm5a). The record is from RefSeq and is a predicted model, not a curated record. The transcript is spliced from 2 exons. The coding region runs from base 333 to 1910 and encodes 525 amino acids. Gene Ontology annotation, molecular function: G protein-coupled acetylcholine receptor activity; G protein-coupled serotonin receptor activity. Gene Ontology annotation, biological process: G protein-coupled receptor signaling pathway, coupled to cyclic nucleotide second messenger; chemical synaptic transmission; adenylate cyclase-inhibiting G protein-coupled acetylcholine receptor signaling pathway. Lineage: Eukaryota; Metazoa; Chordata; Actinopteri; Syngnathiformes; Syngnathidae. Gene Ontology annotation, cellular component: plasma membrane; dendrite; synapse.